Messenger RNA from Penicillium samsonianum, 1728 nucleotides. Its product is annotated as AGC family serine/threonine-protein kinase. The record is from RefSeq and is a predicted model, not a curated record. Gene Ontology annotation, molecular function: protein serine/threonine kinase activity; ATP binding. NCBI's taxonomy places the organism in Eukaryota, Fungi, Ascomycota, Eurotiomycetes, Eurotiales, Aspergillaceae. The transcript has a single exon. The coding region runs from base 1 to 1728 and encodes 575 amino acids. Gene Ontology annotation, biological process: protein phosphorylation.
AUGCCUUCCUCGAAUACCGACGACCUGUCGGUCGGGGACGUCUUCGCUCCGCAGGCCGAUAGCGAACAGACCGUCAUUGACAUCCCAGCCAAUCACCGUCGCCCUAAUGCACACAUGGAUACUAUGUCACCCCCAGAGCAGGCAACCAAGGGAUUCAAUGGGUUUGCAAGCAAGACUCUCAACGAGAACAAGCACCGACGGAAGAAGAAGAAGAACCAAUUCGGGCCGGCAUGCGCAACCGUUCGCGGUUUCACCCCUCUGGCAUCCGGCGACGAGGAAUCGGACUUCUCCGCUGCGAGCUCACGUACACCCUCUCGACCUCCCACUGCGCUUGAUGGCGCCAGCCCACAGGUACAGGCGUCCACAGGCCAUGGGGUCAGCGCAUUGAAGCUUCAACUCAACACUCUGAAUCUCUCUGACAACACUGGCAGCGGACUUAUCUCCCAGACCCCCAGUGUUGCCAGUGUUUACUCCGACAGCGACCAGACUGAGAUCUUGACCAGCUAUGAAAUCCCUCUGGAUCAGGAUUUUAUUAGUUCCGACGCAGUGCAACCAGAGACACUGGACGAUCGCAACGCGGACGUCCCUGGCAUGAAUUCAGAGUUGCGCAGUCAACUGUGCCGCAAGAUGACAGCGGAGGACUUCGUGCCUCUCCUCUGUCUGGGCAAGGGCUCAUUCGGAACUGUGUUGCUGGUGCGCCACGUCGUCACGGGCAAGCUCUACGCUCAGAAACAAUUCCGCAAGGCUUCCCUCACUGUCCACAAAAAGUUAGUUGAGCAGACUAAGACAGAGCGCACAAUCCUGGAAAGUGUCAACCGCCACCCCUUUGUCGUCAAGCUAUUCUAUGCCUUCCAAGACCACGAGAAGCUCUACUUGAUCCUGGAGUAUGCGCAAGGCGGCGAACUCUUCCACCACCUAGCCAUGGAACGCAUGUUCGAAGAAGACGCGGCAGCCUUCUACAUGGCAGAGAUGGUACUUGCGCUAGCACACCUACACCAAGACAUCGGCGUUCUCUACCGCGACCUGAAGCCCGAGAACUGCCUCCUAGACGCACAAGGCCACCUCCUCCUAACCGAUUUCGGACUCAGCAAGAUCGCGCUCAGCGACGACGACCGGUGCAACUCCCUCCUCGGCACAAUCGACUACAUGGCGCCGGAAGUGAUCCAAGGCAAGCCAUACGGCAAAGCAUGCGACUGGUGGUCCCUCGGCGCACUGGGCUACGACCUUCUCACCGGCUCACCCCCAUUCCGCGGAAACAACCACGCAAAGCUGCAAGAGAAGAUCGUCAAGCAAAAGCUCAUGCUCCCCUACUUCCUGGGUCCCGACGCAAAGGAUCUCCUCACCCGUCUUCUCCGUAAAGAACCCUCCAAGCGUCUCGGCUACCAUAUGCAGAAGGACCUGCAGACAAUCAAGAAGCAUCGCUUCUUCCGCAAAAUCGACUGGGCUGCCCUUGAGCGCCGUGAACUCGACCCGCCUAUCCAGCCGGUCGUCACGGACCCCGCUCUCGCCGAGAACUUCUCCGUCGAUUUCACCCACCUCGCACUUAGCCCGACGGUCACUGCCGCCGGCUUUGAUGAGUACUAUGGGAAGGGACAGGAUUUCCCGGCUGGCAAGGGCUCGGAUGGCGAAGACGUUGGUGCUGAGAGUAAUCCGUUCGGUGGGUUUAGCUAUGUUGCUUCCAGCAGCUUGCUGGAUCAUGGGUUGGGGGUUAUGACUGCUGGAUAUUGA